CUGAGGUUUUAGGGUUUUUCACAGCGUGCAUCUCUCUAUCUCUCUUCAAAGCUCGAGAAUUCGGAGGGUUUUAUCGGAAAUCAAAAACGGACAUGGAUCCUUCAGUCAUGCAAAACCCUGAGAUGGCCAACUUCAUCAAUCAAGAGCAGCAAAGAGCGAUGAUCAAUGAGAUGGUGGGAAAGCUUACAAGUGCAUGCUGGGACAAGUGCAUCACCUCUGCUCCAGGGAGCAAGUUCAGUUCCAGUGAAUCAGCUUGCCUCUCGAACUGUGCCCGACGAUAUUUGGAUAUGAGUAUGAUUAUUAUGAAGCGUUUCCAGAACAUGCAAUGAAGAACCAGAAAUUUGAUGUGCCUACUGGUGUGAUUGUUACGAUAUUUGCUUCUGGUGUUAGUUAUUUACAUGUUGAAAAUGUUCUGCAAUCUGCAGACAGAUUUCCCUCUCAUUUUUUUACUUGGGACUACUGCAUCUGAUGUUUUCCAGCACCAGCAGUCUCACCAAAAAGAAAUCUUAUUGGAUAUUUAUUAUUCUGAUGGACAAAUUACUUGUAUCUCCACGAACUCCUAUCUAAUUUAUCGGCCUACUUGCUCUGCA
This is a messenger RNA of Argentina anserina (silverweed cinquefoil), 590 nucleotides long. Its product is annotated as mitochondrial import inner membrane translocase subunit TIM8. The transcript is spliced from 2 exons. Lineage: Eukaryota; Viridiplantae; Streptophyta; Magnoliopsida; Rosales; Rosaceae. Bases 93 to 329 code for a protein of 78 amino acids. The record is from RefSeq and is a predicted model, not a curated record.